ACGGAGAAAACCUUUGGUGAAAUUCUGUGGGAAAUAGGGAGCUGAAUAAACUUUCGCUGUAGAUGUAGUAAUGCUAAAGAUGUUUACGUUUGUGGUUUUGUGUGGCAGUCUGUUUUACGACAGGGCAGCUUUUUGAGGGAAAUAGGGUUUUCUGCUUUGAAAGUGAUGGCAGCACGCAAGGCAUUCGUUCUCAGCUCUGCACGGCCUUCGGCCAGCCAGAGUUUCUGUCUCGCUCCGCGGGGCUGACACUCGAUCCGGUCCUGUGUUCCUGUGCAGAUGCACGAGUUCGACUCCUGGAAGCGAGGGCGGGUCGGGAGAGGUGCCCGGCUCACAAGGAGGAGACGAGCCUUCCUGCCAUCUGUGCUUCGCCUUGCCGCCGCGGCCGGAGAACUGUCCGUGUGCCUCCCCUCCCCGUUCCUCCCCCGGUUCACUCCCCGUUUCGCCCAGAGGAGCAGCCCGUGCGUGUGUGACAGGGCUGGAGCGCGUCUGUUCCCACUUUCCCACCAGGGGGGAUUGUUGUCAAGGCAUGAUUGGCUGCAAGGGCUGCAACAGCUGUAUGGAGACUUGAGCUACAGCGCAGCGUUUCUUGGCUGAAGCCGGAGCGGAGCUGCUUGGUAGUAGCCAGUGAACCAGUUUGCCUGCUAUUUCUGUUCCGCCAUCGUGGAGGGAGCAGUUGAAUUGCCUUCCAGUGGAAUUCUUUCGCAGCUGUUACACUGGUUGACCCUUUCUUGCCUUUCUGGAUUGGAACCGGGUGGAAAUGGGACUGUGUGCAUGUAGGGGAAACUGAAAGCAGCGCGAGAGAGAGAGAGAGAAAGAGAGGAGCUCACAAAGGAAAGCAGAGGCUGCACUGUGAUCUCUUGCGGCAGGGGAUAAGAGGGUUGCCUUCUGAAACAGGAGAGGCAGGGCUGUUCUAAAAAUUGUGCAGCCUUGUAUGUAAAUAUUGCCGGUGCUGCACGGAGGCUGGGAUCCGAGCCAAAGGUUGAGGGAGCCCGAGGGGGGUGUUUUACAUUAAAAUGCAAAGCCUGACAGGAUCAGCGCGUCUAACACAAGACAGCUCCCUGAUUAGCAGGGGACUGGGUGGCUGACUCGCUUCCUGCCGUCUCCGUGAGCGGGGAGCCUUUCAGGAAAAGGAGCCGCGGAGGAAGCCGAGUGGUGGGAGACCCGGCUGGCUGAGUGGAGCCCAGCGCCUUCUCCCUCUCCCAGCCCCGUGCUCCCCGCGCCUGCAGGACUGAGAGGACAGAGGCGGCGUCUGUGGACUAACUUGAAAGGAGAGGUGUGUGCGUGCGAGUCGUGGUGGGGGGGUAGGAGGAGGAGGAGGAGGAGGAGGGGGGCUGCUGAAAAGGGCGAACGGAGAAGACGCUCCGCCGUGGCUCUCGGACUUCAUUAGGAUCUGGGUCUCGCAGGAACAAAUUGCUUCCAGGACCUUUGCGGCCGCUGUGUUUUUCUGUGGCACCCUCUCGCCCUGUCUCGCACACACGCGGGCGCGCGCCGGCUCGUUCACGCAGCCACGCACACGCAGACGCACACUCGCACGAGGAGCAGCAGCUGCAGAACGGUUAAAUGGAGAUUGCCUUCCUGAUUAAUGCAUCCUUUGCUCAGCGGGCUUCGUUGGUUCUUUGAUUGGAUUCUGAUAGGCGAAGAAGAAAGAGGAUCUGUUUUUUCCCCCCACCCCACCCCCCCACUGUGGCUGUUUUUUCUCCCCCACUCGUUUUUUCCCUCCUCCUCCCCCUUUGCUGUAUCAACAGCGAAGCCUCAUCCUUGAUCCCAAGGCGGCGGAGAUUGACGCUGCCUCUCUUCAGCAGCCUGCAGAGCCUGGUUUCAGGUCAAAACCGAAAGGCCGUGGGUUUUCUCAUUUGUUUGGGCCUUUUGUGUUCACCGCUCACAGUUGGCUAAGCGCUCCCGUGCUGAAUCGAGCUAUUGUUUGAAUCCCAGCACUUUUCUUGCUGCAAAUCUCUGGCUUCCCCAACCAACCAACCCCCCCCCCCCUCCACUAUUCACCAACCCCCCCCAUCGGCUGAGAAGCGACAUUAUGUGCCUCUCCUGCACAUGAAUCUGGAAACUAUAAGCCGGACUGAUUGCAAAUGAAGUGUAAUGCAUUGUGGGACGUGUGUAAAAUUGGAUCAGUUGAGGAAGAGGAAGGGGACCCAAAGUCGGCUCUGUCUGGAUCGAAGGCAGCUGCAGCACCAGGGGCAGUAGCGUGUCGGUAGUAUUUGUGAGCGUGUGUGUGGUGUGUGUAUGCGCGCGCGUCUGCGUGCGUGUGUGUAUGUGCGCGAGAGAGAGCCGGUUCCAUUUCUCCCCACCAUGCCUCCGUUCUGAUAUUCCAGGGCACACACAGGGCAAAACUGUGGGGCCCGGCUGAUGCCGCGGAGGGAUUAAUCUGCAGGUAACCCCCCGCGCUGCCACGCACAAUGAAGAAGACGAGGAGCACAACCCUGCGCCGGGCCUGGCCUAGCUCGGAUUUCUCCGACCGGGCCUCGGACCGCAUGAGGUCCCGCAGCGAGAAGGACUACCGUGUGCACAAACACUUUCCGCCUGCUUUCAUCUCCCAGGCCGCUCGAGGAUAUAUGACAUCAGGUGAUGUGUCGCCCAUCAGCAUGUCUCCGAUCAGCCAGUCACAGUUCAUCCCGCUGGGGGAGAUCCUUUGCUUGGCCAUCUCGGCUAUGAACUCGGCACGCAAGCCUGUCACCCAGGAGGCGCUGAUGGAGCACCUGGCCACCUGCUUUCCAGGCGUUCCAACGCCAAGCCCUGAAAUUCUGCGCCAUACUCUCAACAUGCUUGUCCGGGAGAGGAAGAUCUACCCCACCCCUGAGGGUUACUUCAUUGUUACCCCACAGACCUAUUUUAUAACCCCCUCCCUUAUUCGGACCAAUAGUAAAUGGUAUCACCUGGACGAGAGGAUACCCGACCGACCGCAGCAAUGUACUUCCCCCCAGUCCGGGACCAUCACCCCUUCCGCCUCGGGCUGCGUGAGGGAACGAGCCCACCACAAAAACCACUGCGACUCCUACAACUGCUACCGGGACGACAUGCACAGCCUCCACGCCUCCACCCUCCAGAGGAAGUCCCCGAAGGACCUCAAAGAUCCCUACUGCCCCCCUUCCCUCUACCAAGCGGCCGCCACAGAGAAGAGCAAGAGCACGGUGAACUUCUCCUACAAGGCGGACACCCUGACCAAGCACAAGGAAGGGGGCAGCGGCGGGGAGAAGCAGCCGAAGAAGUUCGGGCUGAAGCUGUUCAGGCUGAGCUUCAAGAAGGACAAGACGAAACACCUGGCCACCUUCUCGGCGCAGUUCCCCCCGGAGGAAUGGCCCCUGAGGGACGAGGACACGCCGACGACGAUCCCCAGGGAGGUGGAGAUGGAGAUCAUCCGGCGCAUCAACCCCGACCUGACGGUGGAGAACGUCAUGAGGCACACGGCGCUGAUGAAGAGGCUGGAGGAGGAGAAGGCCCAGAGGAGCAAAGCGGGCUCCUCGGCCCAGCACAGCGCGAGAAGCAAGAGGAGCAGGGGCCACAGGAAAAGCCAUGGGAAGUCCCGGUCUCACAGUAAGACUCGGGCAUCCAAGGGGGACCCCUCGGAGGGCUCUCAUCUUGACCUCGCCGGCGAGCGCGAUUACGACUUCUACAGCUCCUCCCUCGUCCGGUCGCCGCGCGACGGGACGUUCUCGGCGGCGCACAACGGGGGGAACUUCGUCUUGCACAGUAACCCCAGUGUCGUGGAGUCCCACUUCCCGGUCACCCCCGAGUGGGACGUGUCCGGGGAGCUUGCCAAAAGGAGGACAGAGAUGCCCUUCCCAGAACCCUCCAGGGGGACCUCUCACUCCAAGGUGCACCGCAGCCACAGCCACACGCAGGACAGGAAGUCCCGCAAUGAGAGGUCUGGCAAGGCCAAGGAGAGGUCCCGCUCGAUGGACAACUCGAAGGGCCCGCUUGGGGCUGCCUCUGUUGGAACAGCAGAGGACUUUGAAGGCUGCAGCCCCGAUGACAGGGGACAGGGCCGCUACUAUGUGGACGAUGGGACACUGAGGCCCUCUCAGACGCACCACUAUCAAAGAAUCUUGCUUUCUGCUGCUAACUUUAAUGCUGAAGUCUGCGUGCCUGACGUGGGGAAGGGGGGUUUUGACGACUCCAAGGUCUGCAGCCCACUGGAACCGAACAGAACGAGAGACAGUUUGUCGUCCUUUAGUGAGCUGAAACCUUGCUCGCCCAAGCCCACAGCAGAUGAUUACUUUCAGUGCAAUACAUCAAAUGAAACCGUCCUGACGGCUCCCUCCCCGCUAGUAAAAAACGAUCAUGAUACUUUAACGUUGUCAGACGGUGUCAAAAAGGUAUCGCCAGGUGACCGGCAGACCCCACUCCUCAACAGGGAUUCCUGUGAGUAUAAAGAGGAUGCUACUAAGGGGCAGAAUGGCAUCAGUGUGCCGGCACCAAGCCCGACGCCAGAACCAAUACCAAAUGGACGCUUGAUACACCAACACAAUGCUGACCCUUGCAGCGCUGACAAAAGAAAAGAAAUAUUUAGCAAGGACACUUUGUUUAAGCCUCCUCACAACCCACUGGCGGUUGGUUACGUAGAGAACCCCUACCAGAAAUCAGGCACGUUGCGGAAAGCCCAACACGGGAAAUCGGCGGAGGUCCUCGGCGGCUGCGAACACUUCGAGCAGCCGGGCCUGCUCUCGGGCUCGCCGGGCCCGUCGGCGCCGCAGGGCCCGGACCAGUCCUCCGGGGCGGAGGCCGCGUUCGACUACUACAACGUGUCGGACGACGACUCGGACGAGGGGGCGCACAAGAACGCGGAGGAGGAGAAGAGCCGGGAGGGCAGCGGGACGAUGCAGUGGCUGCUGGAGCGGGAGAAGGAGAGGGAUUUGCAGCGCAAGUUCGAGAAGAACCUCACCCUCCUCAGCCCGAAGGAAAGCGAGAAUAAUAACAGCCAAAAAUCUGCCCACUCCGCCCGCCUCGACAGUAUGGACAGCAGCAGCAUUACGGUAGACAGUGGAUUUAACUCUCCACGCACUCGAGAGAGUCUGGCCUCCAACACCUCCAGCAUUGUCGAAAGCAACAGGCGUCAGAACCCAGCUUUAAGCCCAGGCCAUGUGGGAAUGAGCAGCACUCCGUCCUUCAGCUUCCGAACAGCUGCAGACACCCCCGCCGCCGAACCCGAGAAACUGCAAAAACCAUCAAACUGCUUAGCUUCCAUUACCAGUGUUUGAAAGCCAUCCGCUGUCAAGGGUUCUCUCUUAAACCAUAAACCGCACCGGGACUGUUAGAAUUGGGCCAUAAAAGAGGGAUCGAUUCCAGACUGUCUAAAUGGAUGUGAGAUGUACAGCAUAUGUAAAACUUUAAAAACAAAAACCUAAAGCUGAUUGUGGUUGCUGACUUGAAAAGUAGCAAAAUAAAAAGCUAGAUGGAAGCUUUUUCCCCCCUUAAAAAAGGCUCUUCAUUCCCUUCAUCUGAGCUGACCAUAAAAAUGAAAGUGCAGCUUUUUCAUAUUUCUCGCUCACUAUGGGCCAGUAAUUUGUUUGCCUACAGACAGCAUGUCAUUUUCAUUCACGUACAGGACCGUGUUUUGAUUGUUUGUGACCUUGACGUUUUAAGUUCCGUUUUUUUUUUCCUGUUCUUGGAGAAUCUCAGGUCACGGGUGGUUAUACUCUUAACACAUGCUUUUUUUUUUUUCUUUGCCUCGUGUCACUAUUCAGGGUUUGCAACAGUUCACCAGAUGGGUCUGUGACCAACACAGGCGCACUCUUCUGAAGCGCUGAUACAGGUGCUCCUUGGUGUCGCUGUAUGGCAACACAACAACAGGCAGCAGACGCAAAGUUCCAGAUCUGUAUACAUCAACGAAAGUCAAAAUUACUACUAGGGGCAAAUACAUUUACGGGUCUGCUUAAUGUUACUAGAAACAGUCCAGCUGCUGCUGCUAAGAUUUUCUGCGUCUUUUGGUCUACAUCCGGUCGAGCGAACUGCCUUUGAGGAACUUGUGUUUACAGGGGAAUCUGGUCUUUUUGGCGCCAUGUUUAUUUGUAAAGGGAUAGCGGAAGAACAGGGAAGGCUGUGGGUUCAAAACCAGCAAAUAUGAAGGAUUCCUCUUCCACGCAGCUAGUUUUUCCUCUGCUAACUCGGUGGGGUUUUUCUCCACCACCCCCCUCCUGUCGUCUGCUUGUCCCAUUCUUUCUUUUUUUCUUUUUUUUUUUUCUUUCCGUCGGCCCACUAGCCCAAAUGACAACUGGGUGUCCAACCACGGGACACGUGGACACAGCUCCUCUCAAGGACCAGCUGGGGAGGAGCGCCUCUUGUCUGCCUGCUGCUUGUACAGCUGGAGCAGGCCGCUCCCCCACAGGAGGCCUCGUUUGAUUCCAUCUUCCAGGGGAGGGGGAUUGAUUGAUUAAAGCAAAUGGCAUGUCAUGAACUGAGCCCUUCCUGUCACCCUCACCCCCCCCACCCCACCCCAGGCAGGCACAGGACUGCCACCAGUCUCAAGAAAAAGGCCCAGUGCCCUCUUCGUUUCUGACAAUCGCAGCUGCCCAGGCAGCAUUUGUUUCUAACAAGGUGACUGAAUUGACGUUUUUCAGGUGCUAAAACUCACAGUGUUAAAAUUUACGGUAGUAUCUCCUGUAGGCGGUUAUCGUGUGCAGGAACUGCAGCUGGCAUGGAAAUGUUUUAAACCCCCCGUUGCUCUUUGAGCCAGACUCCACGCAAUCCCCCUUUGGAUGAAAUGACCAUAUGGUGUUUUUGUGUUAUAUAGUACAUACACACAUGCAUAACUACCUCCACAGCGUUCGUGACCGCAAGAAGAUGAAACUUAAAAGCUUAGAUUCUUUAUAAGACAAUAUCACGCUGUUUUCUGUGAAUGUUGUUGUACAGUCAUGGAUCUUUUUCAAGAGGACUAACUGAGAUUCAGUUUUUAAUGAAGUGCUGUAGUUAACCAGUUUCUCUGUUCCCAGCCAUGUUUGAUCUGCUUUGGGCUCUUAAAUUUGUAUUUUGAGUCCCACUGAAUAAUAAACUCCAGAUUUAUCAUUUUGCUUUGCUUACAUCUUCUGUCCCUUUGUAAAGGUGGAUUUAGAGCUGAAAUGCAAAGGUUGCUCUCCACCUGCUGGACACUGGACUUGGACAAUCCUCUUGUUUCACACCUGAAGCCGUGACCCAUCUUAGAUCUUCCCUUAAACUUGGUUUGGGACUUUUCUGCUGUUUGGGUUUUCUGUAAUAAAAAACAACUUGCCUCUGGACUGUUAUCCAACACACCUAUUGUCAGACCAUCAGGGUUUAGCAUCAUUGAAUAGUUGUACUUAAAAUGGGAUUGAAAACAAAAUUCUUCUCUUACGUUAAUAAUGCCUUGCCUUUGCUCAGAAAUAGGUCUGAUAAAUCUGCUUCUGUUUCAUUCUAAAUAAAAAGGUGGUUGUUGUAGAAUAUUAAAGCAAUUGUCUAAAAACUAUGUUCACCAGCCUAGGUUGUCAAAAAUAGACUAAUGUAUGCACACACAGACCCAAACUUCCCGACUAAAGGUUGCAACUUGCAAGAUGUUUCAAAAGGAAUUUGUUUUAAAAAUGGUAAAACUGUGAAAUUUAAUUGCAAGUAUGGGUGUACUGCAUUUUAACAAAACAUAAUAAUGUAAAACUAAAAUUGUAUUGCAUAUGUUGAAAUAGUUUGUUUUAGUAGAGAAACAACAAUGCUAAUACUUUCUCAGUGAGUUUGUGAAACAUUUCCAUAUUGGUAAACCCUUUAUAGGUUUUUUUUUUCCUGUCGGGCAUUACAGAUUUUUUUUUUUAAUGAAUUCUAAAUUAGAAACUUGAAAUGAGGCUUUGUGCUGUCAGACAAGCUUAAUAAAAUGACAAUGAUUGACCACAUCAGUGAUUCUUUAAAAUGGAACGUAGGAAAAGUUUUAAUUGCUGUCAGUAUCGGAGUUCGUUAAACCUGCUGAGGCCAGAAGUGCAGUGAGUCAGAACCCGCACUUUGUGAAUUUUUCCACUUUCAAGACCCAGACAGCACUGCACUUCUGUUUCUGUCUGAAAUCUGUUUGCGCCAUUGUUAUGUUUUCAUUAUUCUUCAAUCAAUGUGAAAGCAUAAUCAAAAUCUGAGAGCCAGCUCGGAGAAAGAGGUCUUUUCUGAGGAUGAAUUUAACGGUUGCACUUCGUGUACCACUUCAAAAUGUUGUUUUUUGUUUUCCUUUGAAAGUCAGAAGGGAGUACUGCAGCCGAGCCUGCCUUGUAUAAACACGUUUGCACUGAAUUGCCUGGUUCCUGGUAGCUGUAAAGCCCAUCCAGAAGGAUGCUCUGUUUAUACUGUAUAAUAUUUCAUAUGAAAUAAUGACAGUCCAUGAAAUGUCUUCCCUUAACAUUACUGAUUUCUAACAGCGUACUAUAACAUUGUUUUUAAUUGUGACAGUGUAUCAUACUGUAAAUGAUGUUUAUCUGUCAUGCUUAGUAUAAUAACUUAAGAGAAAUGAGGGAUUUUUUUUGUAAUGUCUAUAAUAUUUGAAAGUCCCUUUUGUGUAGUAAUAUGGUGUUUACUGUUGUAGUGUAUGUGAUAUACCCUUUGGGGAUUGUGUUAACUUUUUAAGACAAUAAAAUAACGUUUGGUUA
Lepisosteus oculatus (spotted gar) is the source of this 8573-nucleotide messenger RNA. RefSeq names its product storkhead box 2a (gene stox2a). Gene Ontology annotation, molecular function: RNA polymerase II transcription regulatory region sequence-specific DNA binding. The record is from RefSeq and is a predicted model, not a curated record. Gene Ontology annotation, biological process: regulation of transcription by RNA polymerase II. Gene Ontology annotation, cellular component: nucleus; cytoplasm. Lineage: Eukaryota; Metazoa; Chordata; Actinopteri; Semionotiformes; Lepisosteidae.